ACAUCGAACUAGAUUCUUUGCGUGGUAUAAACCUUUGUGGUGUUAACCUGUACAAAAAUAUCUGUUUCAUAUACCUUUCUAUCUGCUUACAUAAAAAUGUAAUUCCUCAACGAUCAAUGGAUCAGUAAAUUCCUCUGUUGUAUAGAAUGCAAUAGAUUGAAGGAAUUUUACCAACAAUAUUUUAGUGUUUAGGACAGUUAGGGGGUAUUAUCAGCUCUAUACACACGUAGACCACCCUUACUUAACCAACAGGCGGCAGUGUGCCCCCGACCGUGCGAUCGCUUACACGCGUACCAGCACGCCAGCAACGCGCGGGAGAUGCACAGGUACGAUCAUUCAUUCCUAACACACAAACCCCACAGGAACUAUUUACCUUGUACCGAUCGAAAAGUACCAGGCGCACAUAUGCUAUAAGGAUUACGCGUGAUCGCGUUAAUACAAUCGUGAUCUUAUUAAAACAUCUCGUUGAUUGAGAUGAAUUGUGCUCAUGUCUGCGCUCCUAGUGAUUUUUAUGCUGGUGUUAGCUGCGUUUGUUCUUCAAGAUUAGAGAAUAGAAGAGAAGAUAAGAACCGCAUAGAAAGGACGGCUUCCAAACGAUGGCGGGGUUCCGUACGGAGAAUUGUAUCAGCAGCUAUUUAUAACCUAUCGUGCUUCACGCACGGCUGCAGCACGGGCUGGGUGUCCGGCGUGCUGGGCACGGAGGCGCUGACCGGCGGCGCGUGGCUGGCCGCGCUGCCGUGCCUGGUCGCGCUGCCCGCCGCGCCAUUCUUCGCGGUGCUGGCGGAUGCGAGGGGGAGGAAGGCUGGCGCGUUUUGUAUUUGCCUUAGUUUUAUUAUAAGCUGGUCGCUAGCAGCGUGGUCAGGCCCGCGCGGCGUGUGGGCGGCGCGCGUGGCGGCGGGCGCGGGCGGGGCGGGCGCGCUGGCACUGGCGCCACUCUACUGCGCCGAGAUCGCGCCCCGGACCCGCGGCCUGGCUGCCGUGCCCGCACUCGCAUGCAGUUGCGGCAUAGUAUUCGCGUACGCGGCGGGCGGCGUGUUGUCGGCGCACGCGCUCUCGCUGUGGAUGGCGGCGCCGCCGUGCCUGCUGCUGCUGGCGCUCAUCUGGCUGCCCGAGACACCCUCGUUUCUCAUCAGCGUAGGGAGGAUACAGGAUGCAGCCAAAAUAAUCUGCUGGUUCGACGGCUCCGACUUUCGCGAGGACCUGACCGAUGUGAUCGAGCAGCAAGAAGUCAAGAUCAGGACCUCAGACUGUUACGGGAGGAGGGAGCCCAUCCGGAGACAGGACUCCGACACCUUCCAGCCGAUGCUGAAGAGGAGCAGUGGACUGGAUUCCAACUCCGAUAAGAAGCAUGAGCAGUCAGCUUGUAGAGAACUUUUCCGCUCUCGUGGUCCCCGGCGCGCACUGUUCUCGUGCGCGGGCGUGCUGUGCGUGGCGGCGGGCAGCGGCGCGGCCGCCGUCAACAGCUUCGCCGCGGCCGUGCUGCGGCACUCCACGCAUGCUGUGCCCAGCCUGAACAUGACCGCUUAUAACUAUACUAUCUAUAAUGGAACUGCUCCACGUCCACUAUUUGAGUCUUCAGAGGCGGGCUCCAUCCUGUGCGGCACGGCGCUCGUGCUGGGCGCUGCCGUAGCAACUGUCUCCGUUGAUAAGCUAGGCCGAAAGAUGUUGCUUCUCUGGUCGUGCUCGGGCAUAACAUGCUGCCUGGCCAUCCUCGGCGCGUACUGCGACCCCAACAUACGUCUGAACUCCUGGUACUCUCACCGACUGUGGCCUUACAGACGACCGCAAAACCAUAGCAAAGCAGCAGCAAACAGUUUGCAAUUGACAGACAAUUUAACAGAAAUCACUAUGAAUCCAGAAUGGAAAAAUUAUACCCAUGAUUUGUAUAGAUAUAGAGAUAAUUUGGAGAAUGUUUCUGGAGAAUGGAAAAUCCAGAAUGAGACACAGAAGAGUGAGACUGAUGAUCGAGAGGAAAACAUGUGGGCUCCAGUGGCUCUGUUGUCGGUCGUGCUAUUUUUGUACAAUAUAGGAUUGGGAUCUGUGCCUUAUGUACUUAUAUCAGAGUUAUUUGCGAUCAAUGUUAGAAGCCUCGCAUCCAGUCUCCUGAUAUCCUGGAUGUGGCUGAGUAGUUUCUUCCUGCUCCGCUACUACGGCACCCUGGCCGUCGCCAUCGGCCUCCACGGGACAUACUACAUCAGUGCCUCCAUCACACUCCUGGGCUCCUUGUACAUAUUCUUCAUAAUACCAGAAACUAAAGGGAAAUCCCAACAACAAAUUGACGAAGCUUUAAAUGGACCGCUAUUGGUGUUUAGGAAGAAAAGGAAGAACCGCGAUCAACGAUGACAGAGGUUAUCCAAAGUGUUUGCGGUGUUCUUAUUGUUAUAAUCAGUGUUAGUUUAUGAUGCCCUGGUACUUGGGGAGGAAACAUUGUGAACGGAAGAUCGCUCAAGAUUAAAAAUACUGUUAGAAAGAGAGUAGACAUAUCUUUGGUUUGAAGAAGAAAAUCCGAUUUGAUAUGAAAUUUCAAAAAUAUUUUUAAAGAAAUAUUCUGCCCCAAGAUGUUGAAUUAGGAGUUCCAUAUUGAAUUAGUUACUCAACAGAUAUUUUAUGAAGUAUGUAACGAGAUGUUUAUUUAUGUAUUCGAUGUUGCGUGUUGAAGUACUUUGUCGUACUGCCAAACAGAAUAUGUGUUCUGAUGCAAUUUUAGUAUUAAGAUGAAGUAUUUGACCUCUAUUGUACAAAACCAAAAAAAAACAGACUAUAGAAAUUUGCAGAAAUGGUU
Trichoplusia ni (cabbage looper) is the source of this 2782-nucleotide messenger RNA. RefSeq lists its product as uncharacterized. The record is from RefSeq and is a predicted model, not a curated record. The coding region runs from base 475 to 2343 and encodes 622 amino acids. Lineage: Eukaryota; Metazoa; Arthropoda; Insecta; Lepidoptera; Noctuidae. Gene Ontology annotation, biological process: transmembrane transport. Gene Ontology annotation, molecular function: transmembrane transporter activity. Gene Ontology annotation, cellular component: membrane. The transcript is spliced from 10 exons.